AUGGCGGCCUUCAGAAACCGUAUGGAGUCCGAACCAGUCAACACUGACGAGUUGAUUAUCGACGACUCUCGUUUCAUAGUCCGCGACAUGGGAAGCCUCGACCAGUACAAAGAACUUACACGUGUAGCCGGCGAACUCCACAUGGUAUCUUGCGCAGUAGUGCCUAUCAAGACUGCCUCUGGUCAAGUUCUUGGAACAUACACUGUCAUGGACAACAAGCUGCGAGAGGAUUUCUUCCAAGCGGACAUCAUCGAUAUUCUAUCCGACAUUGCCCAAGCUAUCAACACAUUCUUGGUCCUUCACCUCUCUGUCGACCGUUUCGAUGACUACACUGUCCCUGUUGGUAUAGAAUAUGCCUCAUCUUCUCCAUCAUCCUCACAUUACGAACACUCACUCUCCGGACACGCCACAUCGUAUGAGCAGACACCCAUGACGACCUUCUCGGAACUCUCAGGAUUUGCGUUCCCACGGCAGGAAGUUGCAUGCAAUUCCAGACUUGAGGCACAAUAUCGACCUACCUCUUCAACUCCAUCUACCAGUCAUGGCUGCCACAAGUCUGAACAAGCCUUCUCUAAAGCUGCACAGCAAAUCUGCGCAGCUGUCGACCUCGCAGAAUUGGCAUUUGUCGACUAUUCGGAGAGUCGGGGACCGUUGUCACUGUGCGAGAUAUUAGGCUACUCUGGCAACCAGACUUCUCUGGCGCUUCAUGAUACAUCGCUCAAGUACCUGACUCAACACUAUGCACAAGGCUGUACCUUUUCAGCCAGCGGUACGAACACAAGCGUCACCACAGAUCAACCCGCCUAUGCAACCAAGGACAAUUCAUCCCAACUUCUCGACGUGACGGCUGGACUACCUGCCGAUCUACGUGCACUUGUGCAUAAGAGAGGAUCCCUCAUUUUCCUCCCUUUGUGGGACCGCUCGGCAUCCUGCUUAUACGCGGGAAUGCUAGGCUGGUCUCGGAAUCCCACAGAUACUUCUACAACACGAAACAUGGCUUGUCUUUCUGCGUUUGGGAAAGUUUUUAUGAUGGAGUUGGAAUAUUUAGAGGCCCUGGAUAUGGCAGAGACGAAGUCCGAUUUCGUCUCCUCGAUUAGUCACGAACUUAGAUCCCCUCUACACGGAUGCUUAGCAGCUGUAGAGUUCUUGCAAGACACUGUGAUUGAUGACUCUCAGGCUGAACUCGUUGGAAUGAUACAAGCAUGUUCAUCCACCCUAUUAGACACGCUCAACCAUCUCCUUGACUUCAGCAAAGUGAAUGAAUUGAAAGGGGCGAAAAGUCGUGCCAGAGGGCUUAGUACCGAUUCCAAGCUCGAACAGGCCCAAAACGUUUUUGGCUCGACCACUAAGGAAUACCUUUGCACGUUGGUGCAAGACGUCGUCGAGGGUGUACAUUUUGGCCGAUCUACGCAACAAGCUGCCUACACGAAAGCCAGGACGACAACCACCAACAAGUUUUCGGGAGCCAGCCAUCCAUCAAAUCCCGCGCUGUUUAUUGACAGCACUAGAGAUGCAAGCAUUUCUUCGCUGGACGAGUCCACUGAUGUCGUCGCUGUUUAUCUCGACAUGCAAAACCACUCAGGCUGGUGCACAACGCUCUCUGCUGGUGCAUGGAAGAGAAUAGUCAUGAACUUGAUAGCCAAUUCUCUCAAGUACACUGAAAAAGGCUAUAUCGAGGUCUCGCUACAGCUGAUCGAGGACAAGAACUCCUCGAAAAGGACCGUUCACCUCAUGAUUAGCGAUACCGGAAUCGGCAUGAGCGAUGAUUAUCAAAGGCAUCACCUGUAUCAGCCGUUCGUCCAAGAAAACCAUCUUGUCACUGGUGUCGGGCUCGGACUCAGUAUUGUCAAGCAGAUCGUCGAUGAUCUGAAGGGCACGAUUACUGUGAAGAGUAAGAAGGGUGCUGGGACACGGAUUGAUGUUUACGCACCUCUCUGUGAACGAGACUCCCGGCUUCAGAACACAGUUCCCUCAGGGGGCGAGAUACUUGACUCUAAAGGACAGCUCAGAGGUCUUACCCUUUGCCUUCUCUCUCCCUCAAAUGGAGCAAAUCGAUACACGGAUGCACAAAUUCAACGCAUUUCGGUCAUGCAUUCUUAUAUAAGAUCCAUUGCUCAAGGAUGGUUUGGCAUGGAGGUCAUCGACGCGCAUACAAGGGCAGAAGUCAAAGCAGAUAUAUACAUUGCUGAAGGUUUGCGAUUCGACGAAGACGAACACAACGACCCUGACGCCUCACCAACGGACAACAAUCAACAGCCCACGAUCUUAGUCGGACCCUUGCCCGCCAAUAUAUCAGAGGGACCAGGAUCACCUCACAAUAUCACAAGGCUGGCCUAUCCGUUAGGACCAAAAGCACUCCAUCGUGCGCUCUUUGCUGCUCUCGAAAAACCCGUCGAAGUCGAUCAGUCACGGAUGACAAUACUGACUAAUUCGGAGUCGGAGGCAACGUAUGGAGAGACGACCAGUGUUCCCGACUACAUGGCCAUCCGUGAGAAGCCAAGCUCUCCAAUAUAUGAAGCAAGCGACGUCCAGACUGAACUCUUUGCCGCACCGGAACACGUCCUCCUCGUCGACGACAAUGCAAUCAACCUCAAACUUCUAGCCGCCUACGUCAAGAAACUCGGACAUACUGCCGAAUUGGCAAUCGACGGUGAAGACGCCCUUCUUAAAUACAAAGCCGCAUUCUCAUCUCAUAACACCAACCCCAACGACACCACCUCUGCUCCCAGCGCCCCCUUUUCGAAAAUUCUCAUGGACAUCUCCAUGCCCAAGAUGAAUGGCUUUGAAUCCACCCGCGCGAUCCGAGAGUUUGAACGCCACAAAGGCAUUUUUCCACCUGCUAGAAUCAUUGCACUCACAGGCUUGGGAUCCAAAACAUCAAAACUAGAGGCGAAAAUCUGUGGGAUGGAUGACUUUAGGACCAAGCCUGUUAAACUCGGGACUUUGAGGGAGUUGCUUGGGGCUUGA
Messenger RNA from Aureobasidium subglaciale EXF-2481, 2967 nucleotides. RefSeq lists its product as uncharacterized. The record is from RefSeq and is a predicted model, not a curated record. NCBI's taxonomy places the organism in Eukaryota, Fungi, Ascomycota, Dothideomycetes, Dothideales, Saccotheciaceae. The transcript is spliced from 5 exons. The coding region runs from base 1 to 2967 and encodes 988 amino acids. Gene Ontology annotation, molecular function: phosphorelay sensor kinase activity. Gene Ontology annotation, biological process: phosphorylation; phosphorelay signal transduction system.